Molecule: messenger RNA, 3419 nt
Organism: Drosophila gunungcola (fruit fly)
Lineage: Eukaryota; Metazoa; Arthropoda; Insecta; Diptera; Drosophilidae
Gene: Con
Product: connectin
Exons: 8
Coding region: 1002-3098 (698 amino acids)
Molecular function (GO): protein binding
Source: RefSeq, a predicted model, not a curated record
CCUAAGCGGAUUUGGUCGACACGUGUAUGUGUGGUUGAGAUACAGGCAGAAGACAUAGCUGCAGCUGCGAUUUCGAAUACGAAUACGUAUACGAAUCUGGCUCCGAUUCCGAUUUUGCCAAGUAGGAAAGUCGUGUAGAUUGGCGCGUGAAUUUAACGCUUGGCCUAGGUCACGUAUCGCACGUGUUUUUGACAGCAGGCAGGACCUCCCCCGCAGGAUCUCCCCCGCACUCCUCCACUUUUCGGCCAGUGUGUGUAUGCCUUUGAUUAAGUGUUCACCCUGCUUGUGUGCGGUUGACAUUCGAUUUACUUUCGCCAAGUUACCGGAAUAACAAAAAAAAAAAAAUAAGAACGAACGAACGAACACUUCCCGCAGACUUUUCGCCAGAUCCAAAAACCUCUUCCUCUGUGCGCAUAUGUGCGGUCGAUAUUUGCAUAAAUUACAACAAAAAAAACGAAGCCUAGUAGUCUCCAGCGUCCUCGACGUUGGCCUAAUGAGUUUUUAAUACUCUGACGCGCUACCCGAUUGUCUGUGUGCGAUAGAAAAAAAAAAAAAAAAGCACAAAGACGUUGAACAACAAAAACCCAUUGCCACAGGAUUUUCGGUUAAUUUAUUGAGCCAGCAACGAGUUUAGAACGUGUCCAGAGCAGACCGACAAAAAAAUUAGCCGCCAAAGAAAACUAAUUUGCACAUUGAAGUGAACUGAAACGUGGAAAGUUUGUUUUGGCUCUCUGAAAAGUUCGUGUAUUUUCGGAUUUCGAAAGACGACAGACACACAAACAUUUUUUGCUCCUCUAACGAGUCCCCGGCGAUUGUCUCGUCCUCCGAAAACUCAGCAAACUCCGCACACUCCGCAUUUCCCUGUCGAUUGGCCCGAGGCUUUCGGAGACAUUGCAUUAGUCAGCAGAUCCAGAUCGAGGAGUCCUAGUGUACGUGACUUGGCCUUUUCCAGCGCUCAAUCGAAAGAAUCCUCGCCGCCGAGCGAUAGGAAGACGCUCGCAAUGUUGCCGCAUCAUCAGCGCCGUAAAAUGGCGGCUUCGGCGGACAGCGCCAUCUGCUUCCUGAUCUUGUCGCUCCUGCUGAUUGCCGGCUGCCUGGUGGCGCCCACCGAGGGACGCGCCAAGGAGGACCGUCGCAACAGGGGGCGUGGCAGCAGCAGCAGCGGCUCGCUGGCCUCCUCCUCCUCCGCGAGCAACAUGAAUAAUGGAUACUACGGUGGCUCCUCGUCGUCGGGAGCGGGCUCAUCCUCCUCCGGUUAUGUGCUGACCAGCAGUAGUGCUUUGAAUUCCGGCAGCACUGGCUACAGUGGACCCAUGGACAGCACUGGAUUCUGCACACGCCGAAGGGACAUGAAGCUGAUGUGCUACUGUACCCCGGAUGAGAACCAUGUGCCGGUGCAGAAGGCCGAGUGCUGGGUUUUCUCGGAGGGAUUGCAUCAGAACGACACCACCUGGACGCGAUUCUACCAGCAGAAGCGUUUGCGCGAGCUGAAGUUCGUGAUCCAGAACAAUGCCCGAUUGGACUACAUACCCACCAUGAUUAUCGAACCGCUGAAGAACCUGAGCAGCAUUGUGAUCGAGUACUCCCAGGUGGAGAUUGUCAAGAGCUACGCGUUCGCCAAUCUGCCCUUCUUGGAGAAGAUCAUCCUGAACAACAACCACAUUAUGGCCCUCGAUCAGGAUGCCUUCGCCAAUCACAUUAGGCUGAGGGACCUGAAUCUGGAGCACAAUCAGAUCUUCGAGAUGGACCGCUAUGCUUUCCGCAAUUUGCCACUCUGCGAGCGACUUCAUCUGAACAACAAUAAUAUUAGUACCCUGCACGAGGGUCUUUUUGCCGAUAUGGCUAGGCUAACCUCACUUAACCUGGCCCACAAUCAAAUCAAUGUGCUGACCAGCGAGAUUUUCCGAGGAUUGGGUAACCUGAAUGUCCUGAAAUUGACACACAACAAUCUGAACUUUAUCGGCGACACUGUCUUUGCGGAAUUGUGGAGUCUCAGUGAGCUGGAACUGGAUGACAAUCGUAUCGAGCGAAUUUCCGAACGUGCUCUGGAUGGCCUGAAUACACUGAAAACCCUGAACCUGCGGAACAACCUGCUGAAGAAGAUCGACAACGGUCUGCUGCGGGGCACCCCCGCCCUGCUGUCCAUCAAUGUGCUGGCAAACAAAUUGGAAACGCUGACGUUCUACACAUUCCAGCCAAUUAUGGACAACUUGGUCAACAGCACCAGUGAGCUGCUGGUGUCAGACAACAAAUUCAUUUGCGACUGUCGUCUGCAGUGGAUCUUCGAAUUGAGAAAUCGCACACGUCACCUGCAGCUGCGUGACUCGCUGGAGGAGCUGCAGUGCACGCUGCAGGAGCCGAAGCUGUCGCACUUUGUGGACCCGGUGCCGCCGACCAUCCUGGACAUGCUGAACAUCGGGGGCUUCACGGCGAUUGGCAGCAACAGUGCCAGCAUGGGCGGCGUGGGCAACAGCGUGGUGGGCAGCAGCUACAGCGGCCUGACGCUGGACGACAGCCGGAAGCACUCGGCCAGCAGAUCGCGACAGGCGCUGCGCGGACAGCGGCAGUUCGCCGCCAGUGCGGAGAACGUGGUGGAGUCAAAGCUGAUGCGGCGGCGGCGGAAGCGGCAGCAGGAGGAGCUGAAGCAGCAGCAGAAGGACCUGGCAGCAGUGGCCCCGGCCCACAAGCGGUAUGACUACUAUGACGAGAACACCGGCGGCAUGACCCUGGGCCAUGGCCUCGAUCUGGACGACAAUCUGAGUCUGCACAAGCAGGGAUUCUACGGAGCUGGCUCCCCGCCUGUGGGCCACAACGAUGUGGAUGUGCUGAUGACGUCGCACGGCUCGUCGGGCGACGCCCUCGACAUCCUGACCAACAAGAAUGCGGUGUAUGUCAAGCUGUUCCUGCUGAAGCCCGAGAUGCUGCCCUGCCACGAUGAGCUGAGCGAUCCCACCGAGCUGCCCCUGUCCCGCGAUCUCAUGGAUGUGCGCAGCAAUGUGGGCCAGGAUAUGUCCACGGCAGGAUCAACAGGAUCAGGUCCUUUUUCCCUGGGCAUAACCAUCCUGGCUGCUCUUAUACUCACACUCAGCCGGGGUUGAAUCCUCCGAGGAGAGAGCAUGGCUGCCUAAUGGCAACCCCAAACGUUUGGUUCUACCAUGUUGUACAUACUGUCUUGGAGAUGUGGUGCCCUUGGGAAACGAGCUUCAACACGAAAGUAAACACGAAACAAGAAAGAUACCAGCUACAGUCCUGUAAAUAUGUAAAAAGGGGUAACGAAAUUCGAUAAAAUUACUACUAUAAACCUAGCUGAUAGCUGUAAUGAUAGACUCGACUUUUCAUCAAACAACUUCGGCAGCAGACUCAGAUUGAAAUACAGAAACCAAAACCAAAACCAAAACCAAAACGAACCCAAACAAAAA